AUGUCGCUUCAACACAGCGUUGCAUCUUCACAAAGAAGCUUCAACCGAGACCCACAAGAAUCAUGGACCAAAAUCCGACAUAUAAAAGAUCAAGAGUUCGUGGUAACUUCCAAAGCAAAUGAAUCACCUCUAUGCUCUAUCUGCCGGAAUAUGCUACGCUUGUUGGACGGUAACAUACAUGUUACUUGCGACAUUAGAGUUGAAACCCGAGCGCAAGCGGGGUGCUAUCUUUGUGCCCUUUUCGCCUUCCGACUCAAGGAUUCCCGCUACGUGAUAAAGGGAUACAGAAAAGACCAACAAGGCCCGAGGUUUACUCUGCGUUACAUAACAGACUUCUUCCGAUUUCACAAUUUGCCAAUUCACCUUGUGCAGUCAGAAGAGGAACAAGUUGCGUACGGGAAUAACCCCAGUUGCUGGAAUGUUCUUACAACAUCAGUGUUGGGAGUCGAUUACAAAGGUGCAACGUCCCACAAUCUCCUUGACUCUUUUGACUUGCUAACUGUCACAGGUCACAUCUCAGAUAUCAUUGCUCAACCUGAUAUCUUAUCACUCAAAAACAAAAUGGAAAUAGCAAGUGUCUGGAUGCAGCAAUGCAAAGCUCGACAUACCUCCUGCGCAUUAGUAGAUCCUCAUAUUAUUCCAACCCGCGUCGUUGAUGUCAGCCUACAAACCCCGCCAGCACCGCUACUUUGUCUUGGACAGGCAAUUCCUACUGGGGCAAAAUAUGCCACACUGAGUCACUGCUGGGGGGAUCCAAACACUAUGUCCGUCAAACUUCAGCGUAGUACACUCCCAUUGAUGUUGCAGGGAAUUGAUUUUAACUCUCUCCCAAAGACAUUUCAAGAUGCCAUCAACGUUACGCAGAGUCUUGGCAUAAGGUACCUCUGGAUAGACUCUCUCUGCAUCAUCCAAGACUCAAUUGAAGAUUGGCGGCAUGAGUCAGCUUUAAUGUCUCAAGUAUAUUCGAACGGCGUUGUAAACAUAUGCGCAACUGCGGGAUCGGAUAGUACCAAAGGUCUGUUAUUCGGUCGGGUAGCUGAUGUAACUUGGAAUGUUCAUGUUCAGCUACCGAAAAAUCAAUUUCCAGAGACAGCAAUAUUCUGCGAUCCACAGAUUUGGCGUGACGGUGUAGAUAACGCUGUUCUUAAUCGCCGCGCAUGGGUCUUACAAGAACGUCUUCUUUCUAGACGCAAUCUGUGCUUCGGUGAAGAACAACUUUUCUGGGAAUGUUGCGAAAAGUCAGCCUGCGAAAUGUUUCCAGAUGCGAUACAAGAACAACUUCUGGGAGCUAAUGAUAUGCCCAGCCUUAAAAUUUUCUCUUCUGUGAUCAUUCAAGAUGCUCCUAAAUUGCCGGAAUUACGAAGCAUCUGGAACAAAUUAGUCAGGUACUACACAAAUUGCCUGCUAAGUCAUCGCCUGGAUAAGCUUGUGGCUAUUGGAGGUAUUGUAUCACGUCUUCAAAACAUGUAUGGCGGUCAGUAUAUGGCUGGCCUGUGGCGAGACCGUAUGGCAUAUCAGUUAUGCUGGCUGAGAGACAAUCAAGACGAAGACGAAAACAUGAGAUUGCCAGACAACCCGUGCGAGCUUGUAUACGUUGCACCUAGCUGGUCUUGGGCAUCUUGCAACUAUCAGGUUGUCAAUUUCAAGGCAUCUCUUUGGGAAGACUACUACUUCCCAGUAGUUGAGGUUGUAGACGUGCAUGUCGAACUUGUAUCAGAAAACCCCUAUGGUGAGAUCAAAGGCGGAUUCCUUACGUUGAAGGGUCGUCUUGCCAGAGCUGAAUACAAUGAAGAAGGCGUUCGACUAUACCAAACGCCAAAGCUGGCAAGCUUUAAAGGGCCAACGUGGGAUCCCGACAUUGUUUUCACGUGGGAUAGUCCAGGCACCCGUGAAACCCUCGAUGAGAAGGCAACUUUCUACAUGCUGCCAAUUCUUGGACACAGAGUGCCACUUCUUGGACACAAAGUGCCAAUUCUUGAACACAGAGAUGCUUUUAACGACCUCUACGAUAUUCUAGGAAUUGUAAUAAGGCCCAUAUCAGGACACAUGCCAUUGAGAUUCAAGCGACUUGCUGGCUUCCGCGCGUACGGCCUCUCUGCACCAGCAGCGGCCGUAGUUUGGUGUGAUUAUUUUGACAAAACCUACGAAGAUUGUGGUCUUGAUCUAGAACCCUCUACAUCUGCGACGGGGAUCACGCAAUACACAAUUACAAUCAUCUAA
Molecule: messenger RNA, 2220 nt
Organism: Glarea lozoyensis ATCC 20868
Lineage: Eukaryota; Fungi; Ascomycota; Leotiomycetes; Helotiales; Helotiaceae
Exons: 1
Coding region: 1-2220 (739 amino acids)
Source: RefSeq, a predicted model, not a curated record